AUGAACCGUCACCCUCCGUCCAGCUACGGGGACGAGCCUCCAGCGUACAUGGACGACGAGCAAUCUUCGUUUCUUGACGAGCCCGGGUCUCCCACGGCCCCUUCGCGUCACAAUAGCGCCACGAUGCGGUUGUUACCCACUACGGGCGACAACCGGGAUAUGAAUAGCAGCCAGAGGGCACCAUCCCCGUCCCAUUAUGAGUCGGAAUAUUUGAAUUCUACUCCGACAAGGCAAGCACCGGAUUACGACAGCCGCUUCUACCAGGUCCCGAGCGUGUCUUCACCAUCCCGCCCGGCAUCUAGUCUGGGCAGUGCCCCCAAUCUACCCCCUCCUACCGCCAGCCUGGCGGACACUUCCGUCUACCCAUCUAUUCCUCCCCGAACAGGCUCCCCGACGCGUCCUUGGAGUCCGUCCCAUGUACGCGCACCCUCCGUUUCUACGGCCAACUAUGAACGUGCCGAUAUCAAUGGCAGUCCGCGGCCGGGAACGCCCAGCUCGCGGUAUGGGGGUAGCCCUCGACGCCCAUUGCCGCCGGCACCGCUCUUUUCCAAGCCAGCAUCGACGAACGGUGCGGACACGAGCAUCGACAUUGGCGAUGGAUUUGGUGCGGAGGAUCCUUUUGGUGGCAACGGCCGAACAAUUUACCAUGGCUCCCGUGGCAGUGUGCGCUCCUUCAUGAGCGAGUCGACGGUUAUGGGAGAUGAAAAGGAAGAAAUGACCAAGGUCGACUUGGACGACGAAGACGACGAGGCCAGCAUGAUUGACCCCAACCUCCACUAUGGUCCAGCGCCGGAAAAGCAGGGUCGUCGUGGUGUCCGCUCGGCACAGACGGCGAAGAAGGAAGUUCAGCUGAUCAACGGCGAGCUGAUCUUGGAGUGCAAAAUCCCAACCAUCCUUCACAGCUUCCUUCCGCGCCGCGAUGACCGUGAAUUCACGCACAUGCGGUAUACGGCCGUGACAUCUGAUCCGGAUGAUUUCACGAACCGGGGUUACAAACUUCGACAACAGAUCGGGAGCACCAUGCGCGAGACCGAGUUGUUUAUCUGUGUGACCAUGUACAACGAAGACGAGAUUGGCUUUACUCGCACGAUGCACGGCAUUAUGCGCAAUAUCAGCCACUUCUGCUCGCGUUCCAAGUCCCGCACCUGGGGCCGCGAUGGGUGGAAGAAGAUCGUGGUCUGCAUUGUGGCAGAUGGCCGUAAGAAGGUCCACCCGCGGACCCUCAACGCCUUGGCGGCCCUCGGUGUCUACCAGGAGGGAAUCGCCAAGAACAUUGUCAACCAGAAGCCGGUCACUGCUCACGUGUACGAGUACACCACCCAGGUGUCGCUUGACUCGGAUCUCAAGUUCAAGGGUGCCGAAAAGGGCGUCGUUCCCUGCCAGGUGAUUUUCUGUCUGAAGGAGCACAACCAGAAGAAGUUGAACUCCCACCGAUGGUUCUUCAAUGCCUUUGGUCGUGCCCUCCAGCCCAAUAUCUGUAUCCUUCUCGAUGUCGGUACCAAGCCGGAGCCAACUGCCCUUUACCACCUGUGGAAGGCCUUUGACCAAGACUCCAAUGUCGCCGGUGCGGCCGGAGAGAUCAAGGCUGGUAAAGGUAAGGGUAUGCUGGGACUGCUCAACCCCCUGGUGGCGAGUCAGAACUUUGAGUACAAGAUGUCCAACAUCCUUGACAAGCCGCUCGAGUCUGUGUUCGGGUACAUUACCGUGUUGCCUGGUGCGCUCAGUGCGUAUCGCUUCUUCGCGCUGCAGAAUGAUGCCGACGGCCACGGGCCGCUGAACCAGUACUUCAAGGGCGAAACUUUGCAUGGCCAGGACGCCGAUGUGUUUACUGCGAACAUGUACUUGGCCGAGGACCGUAUUCUUUGCUGGGAGCUCGUGGCCAAGCGGGAAGAGAGAUGGGUCUUGAAGUUCGUCAAGAGCGCUGUUGGCGAAACUGAUGUUCCUGACUCGGUCCCUGAGUUUAUUUCCCAACGACGACGAUGGCUCAAUGGUGCCUUCUUUGCGGCUGUGUAUUCCAUCUUCAAUGCCAAGCAGAUCUGGAAGACGGAUCACACGCUGGCACGAAAGAUCUUGCUGCACAUUGAAUUUGUGUACCAGUUUUUCAACCUUCUGUUCACGUACUUUGGAUUGGCCAAUUUCUAUCUCGCUUUUUACUUCAUUGCCGGCUCGUUGACUGACAAGAAGCUCGAUCCGUUCGGUCACAACAUGGGCAAGUAUAUCUUCAUCGUACUUCGCUACGCGUGUAUUCUGGUCAUGUGUUUGCAAUUUAUUAUUUCCAUGGGCAAUCGGCCGCAAGGCGCCAAAAACCUGUAUCUUUCUGGCAUCAUUGUGUACAGCAUCAUCAUGUUCUACACCAUCUUCUGUACUUUGUACUUGGUGGUGAAAGAAUUGAUGUCGCGUGCCGGGGCCGGUAGCGAUUCAAUGGAUGUCACGGACGGGCUGAUGGUCAACAUUGUCAUGUCCAUGCUGUGCACUGUCGGGCUCUACUUCUACACGUCCUUCCUCUACCUCGAUCCAUGGCACAUGUUCACGUCGUCGGCGCAGUAUUUCCUGUUGAUGCCCAGCUACAUCUGCACAUUGCAGGUUUACGCUUUCUGCAACACGCACGAUGUCACAUGGGGUACCAAGGGAGACAACGUGAUCAACACGGAUUUGGGAACAGCCAAGGUAAUCAACGGGACAACGGUGGUGGUCGAGAUGCCUUCGGAGCAGCUGGAUAUUGACAGCGGCUACGACGCGGCCCUGCGCAAUCUCCGGGACCGCCUCGAGGUCCCCGAGCCGCCCGUGUCAGACUCCCAGAUGCAAGAGGACUACUACCGAGCCGUGCGCACGUACAUGGUGUCGAUCUGGAUGGCCGCCAACGUCGUCCUCGGUAUGGCCGUGUCCGAAGUGUAUGGCACCGACUCCGGCGGCACUAACAUCUAUCUGGCCAUCAUCUUGUGGUCCGUGGCUGUUCUCGCUCUUGUCCGUGCCACUGGCUCUACAACCUACGCGAUUUUGAAUCUCGUCCACAAGAUUGUUGAAGGCAAAACCAAGUUCGAUGCCGGGAACAUCACCAACUUCACUCCCAGCUCUUACGGUGGCAGCAGUAUCAAUGGCAGCUCUGAUACUGGUGGCAAUUCUUCCUCCUCGCGCCCUGUGCGCUAUGGCGGCGGUGCUACGCUCAAGGAUCGCUUUGCUGAGGCGCGUUGGGCGACGAGUCGGAAAGUGGGCAAGCUCAUGUUCUGGCGGAAGUAG
This is a messenger RNA of Penicillium alfredii, 3237 nucleotides long. RefSeq names its product chitin synthase class II (gene chsB). The transcript is spliced from 5 exons. Gene Ontology annotation, cellular component: cell periphery; cell septum. Lineage: Eukaryota; Fungi; Ascomycota; Eurotiomycetes; Eurotiales; Aspergillaceae. The coding region runs from base 1 to 3237 and encodes 1078 amino acids. The record is from RefSeq and is a predicted model, not a curated record. Gene Ontology annotation, molecular function: chitin synthase activity.